Molecule: messenger RNA, 414 nt
Organism: Oldenlandia corymbosa var. corymbosa
Lineage: Eukaryota; Viridiplantae; Streptophyta; Magnoliopsida; Gentianales; Rubiaceae
Source: the annotation of a GenBank genome assembly
AUGGCUCGUAAGAUUUAUGACCUUAUGACAGCAACACAAUUAGUACUUGCGCUACUUCUCGUGGCUUCUCUUCAAAAUUCCUGUGGGGCUGACCGGAAUCCGGCGACUGCGCCUAUUAUCAUCAAAAUACGUAAUGUAAUCCCUUCAUCGCUGAUAUCUGCUCGUUGCGUGAGUGAAUCGCAAGACUGGGGAACCAAAAUGCUUCCAACUCAUGAGAGAUAUGAGAUUACUUCUUACGAUGAAUUCACUUACAUUAAUUGUACUUUUGGUUGGGAAGGCAAGACCAUGAAUUUUAAUGUGUUGAAUCCAGUUGUGGAUAAGGUUUACAGGUACUGGAAUGUUCAUAAAGACGGGUUUUACGCUCUUUUGGUUCGUGACCGUCUAAAACUUUGGGUCAGGGUGCAUGAUUGGUGA